Messenger RNA from Mycosarcoma maydis (corn smut), 473 nucleotides. RefSeq names its product putative peptidyl-prolyl cis-trans isomerase. Gene Ontology annotation, biological process: protein peptidyl-prolyl isomerization; protein folding. The transcript is spliced from 2 exons. The record is from RefSeq and is a predicted model, not a curated record. Gene Ontology annotation, molecular function: peptidyl-prolyl cis-trans isomerase activity. NCBI's taxonomy places the organism in Eukaryota, Fungi, Basidiomycota, Ustilaginomycetes, Ustilaginales. The annotation marks the transcript as partial. Gene Ontology annotation, cellular component: intracellular membrane-bounded organelle.
ACACACCAGCAGGUCGACUCAAGUGUGAGCUAUUUUCCGACAUUGUUCCUCGCACAUCCGAGAACUUUCGUCAGCUCUGCACCGGAGAAUUCCGACCAAACCACGUCCCCGAGGGAUACAAAAACUCGAUCUUUCAUCGAAUCAUCAAAGACUUUAUGUGCCAAGGGGGCGACUUUAUCAAUGCAGACGGUACUGGUUCGCGCUCCAUCUACGGUGACAAGUUUGACGACGAAAACUUCACUCUAAAACACGACAAGGCUGGAUUGUUAAGUAUGGCCAAUUCGGGGCCUGGAACGAAUGGGUGCCAAUUUUUCAUCACGGCUCAACCUUGCCCCUUCUUGGAUGGCAAACAUGUCGUGUUUGGUAAAGUGGUCGAUGGCCUGUUGACAUUGAGGAAGAUGGAGAAUGUGCCCACAGGCGCCAACAAUCGGCCCAAGAUGGCCGUCAGGAUAACUCAAUGUGGCGAGAUGUAG